Messenger RNA from Oppia nitens, 1188 nucleotides. RefSeq names its product tetraspanin-9-like. The record is from RefSeq and is a predicted model, not a curated record. Bases 232 to 1077 code for a protein of 281 amino acids. Lineage: Eukaryota; Metazoa; Arthropoda; Arachnida; Sarcoptiformes; Oppiidae. Gene Ontology annotation, cellular component: membrane. The transcript is spliced from 2 exons.
UUUUGCAAACACUUGAAUCACUUGUUGUGUUUGACAUUCAAAACAACUAUUAGUUAUUGAGUUAUAUUAUUAUUGACCACAAGUUUAGCCACAGAUAUGUCGAGUUAACCCAAACUUUAUUAUUGUCAUUGAAUUUAUUGUUUUGUUGUUAACUUUAAAGCUAUUAUUAUUAUUAUUAUUGUUGUUGUUGUUGUUGACCACUAAUUAUUAAUUGUCAACAACUGAUCCCAAAUGAGUGUGUCAGUGAUGGCCACUGGCUAUACCUGUAUCCGACACUUCUUGUGUUUUAUAAACUUAUUGUUUUGGAUUUUAGGCAGUUGUGUAUUAGGUGUGGGCGUAUGGCUGUCCAUCUCAUAUGAAACAUACGCCCGUAUAUUGCCAUCAUAUCACAUCCUAUCGGCGGACAACUUGGCCAUAAUCGUGGGUUGUCUAACGUUUUUUGUGGCUUUUUGUGGUUGUUGUGGUUCAUGGUUUCAAAACAAGUGUCUUUUGACAACUUAUUUGGUCUCAAUUGUUGUACUUAUGAUUCUGGAGAUCAGUGUCGGGACAUUGAGUUUUGCAUUCAGACGACAGCUAACAAACACACUGAGAGAAGAACUAUUAGAUGGCAUUCGCAACAAAUAUGUGUUGAACGACACCAAAGGUAUUCUGGAGACUUGGGAUCAAAUACAAGUCAACUUUAACUGUUGUGGUGUUAAUAAUUACACGGAUUGGUACUCAAUAAACGCGUGGCCGGACAAAGAAUGGGUACCAAAUACCUGUUGCAUUCCAACACUUCCCUCCAAUGAAAGCAUUUGGUAUGAACUUGAAGACAAUGACAAUGAGGAUCAGUGCGGUAAACACCCGGAGACUGAUAUUACUCGAUACAGACGUCACGGUUGUUAUUACAAAAUAAGACAUUUUGUCUUAAAUAACUUACAUGUGGUCGGACUGACAUCAAUUGGUGUCGCUUUCAUACAAUUCUUUGCGAUCGUCGCCGCUCUUCUCAUAGUCUGUACGAUGGACUACAAGAAGCGCAACCGAUCGGUGUUUAAUCACAACAGUAGACCCACCUAUAAUCGUGUGCCCACUCUUUGAAUUCCAAUUCAUUACCGUUUUUUAUCAAUCAAUUACUUUAAAAAUAUACUUAAUUUUGUUAAAAUGGUUUUUUGAGAUAGUUUUUUAUAUUACAUAUUUAUAUUUAUUUUU